Messenger RNA from Musca domestica (house fly), 5008 nucleotides. Its product is annotated as band 4.1-like protein 4B. The transcript has 11 exons. Gene Ontology annotation, molecular function: cytoskeletal protein binding. Gene Ontology annotation, cellular component: cytoskeleton. The record is from RefSeq and is a predicted model, not a curated record. NCBI's taxonomy places the organism in Eukaryota, Metazoa, Arthropoda, Insecta, Diptera, Muscidae. Bases 1146 to 4259 code for a protein of 1037 amino acids.
CAAUCCUCUCGACUCAGUUUUCGCAUCUCAGUUCUUGUUUUUUGUUUAGCGUUUUAGUUUUUAUUAAAUUUAUUUAUUUUUGUAAUUGUUUUAUUCUAUAGAAAUAUGUGAAACAAGGAGAUAUACUAGUGUCAAAGUGAAAUUUAUAGAAAUUGAAUGGUUCUCUCAAAAAAGUUUGCUAAAAAACCAAGGUGAAAAAGUAGUUUGCAUCUCGUUAAUCAAUUUAUGAGAAGAAAAAUCGAAAAAAUCACAAUCCGCCUUCUAGAAACGCGUUUUCUGUGUGCCAGCAUUGUGUCGUCGUCGUCGUUGUUGUUGUGUCGUGGUCUUAAGUUAUCUCGGGACGUUGCUGGUUGGUGGUGUUUAACUUGUUGGCUGGCUGGCUGUCUGGGCAAUGUUUUCAUGUGUUUGUUGUUGGCGUUUUCAUUUGAUUGUUGGCCAAAACAAACCAAACCUAGCAUAAGCCGACUUUUCUUUCCUGUGUCGUUGUUUGUGUAUUAUUCUCGUCAUCUCUGCCAGUCUAUUUCGACUAGAGGAGCAAGCGUAGCUAAGCAGCUACAGCAACAAACACACUGCUGGGGGAGAAAAACAGGAUCAAGAUUAGUGUGACCGCAGAAAAAUCAAUUUCAAGUUUACGGCUCCAACUUUAGCAACUCACCUGUAUGCAUACAUACAUCAUCAUAAGCCGAAAUACCGCAAACUUAGCUUGCAAACUUAGCUUGUAUUCUUGAAUGAGUGUUGGUCUGUCGCAUCUUCAACUAAAUUGUCAAGUAAGACGGAAGCAAAAACAUUAAAAGCUGAUCAUUUGCUAUUGGCAAUCUCUCGAGGAGGAAAAAUAAGUUAAAAGCAAUUAAACGAAGAUUCGUCGAGUAAAAGUACCCAUUCCGACCAAGUAUCGACUUACUCCCUUCCUAUGUGUGAAAGAAAUCUCAGACCAAACAACAACAUUAAGCAAUCAAACACUAACAUCAUUAGCCGCUUCACCUUUGACGUUUGCUACAUCGUUCAUUGUCUUCGUUUUCUUCAUUGCCGUUCGCACACAAUUAACUAGAUUUGGUUGGUUUUCUACACACUCUCUCUUGGUUUUUGGUAUUUUGUCAUCGUAGUUAGCAUCAUUAUCACCAGCAGGCAACACAUACACCAUCAUUAUGCUGCGAUUCUUGAGUCGACGCAAAGCUCGAAAUAAUUACGUAGAAACUGCUAGUGCAGACAACGCAAAUGAUCGCACCGAUGGACGAGGUCCUUACGGGGCUGGAGGUGGUGGCGGCGCUAACUCCUCACAAAUAAAGCCACAACGAAUACCGGUGAAUAAGAAUAAAAUCGAUUGCCGGGUAAUACUUUUGGAUAACACAGAUCUCUCGAUUGAAUUGUCGAAAAAGGCAAUGGGCAACUUUCUGUACGAGCAGGUAUUCUACAAUUUGGAUAUUAUUGAGAAAGACUAUUUUGGUUUGCAGUUUAUGGAUGCCAAUCAUGUCAAGCAUUGGCUAGAUCCCACAAAACCCAUCAAGAAACAAGUGAAAAUUGGUCCGCCAUAUACAUUCCGUUUGAGAGUAAAGUUUUACUCUUCCGAACCAAAUACUCUGCGCGAAGAGCUGACACGCUAUUUAUUUUUCCUACAGCUGAAAAAUGACCUGCUGGAAGGUCGUCUGGAAUCUCCUGAAGAUAAGGCUGCCGAAUUGUGUGCUUUGGCAUUGCAAUCUGAAUUGGGCGAUUACGAUGAACAAGUGCAUACCGCUGCAACAGUAUCGGAAUUUCGUUUUGUACCCGAUCAAACAGAAGAAUUGGAAAUCGCUAUUUUAGAAGAAUACAAAAUGUGUCGUGGUCUUACCCCAGCGCAAGCUGAGUUGGCGUUUCUGAACAAAGCUAAAUGGCUGGAUAUGUAUGGUGUUGAUAUGCAUACAGUUCUGGGCAAAGAUGGAUGUGAAUAUCACUUAGGCUUAACUCCAACUGGCAUAUUGGUUUUUGAACGUGAUCAAAAAAUUGGUUUAUUUUUUUGGCCGAAAAUAAGUAAACUUGAUUUCAAGAAGAAGAAAUUGACGUUAAUUGUCAUUGAGGAUGAUGACGAGGGUCGUGAACAGGAACACACAUUCGUGUUUCGUUUGUAUAACGAAAAAGCCUGCAAACAUUUGUGGAAAUGUGCCGUGGAACAUCACACAUUCUUCCGUUUGCGGGCACCCGUUAAGGGUCCAUCUGCUCGUCAGAACUUCUUCCGUAUGGGUUCACGUUUCCGUUAUUCUGGCCGUACAGAAUUUCAGGCUACUGUUCAGAGCCGAGCCAGGCGUACCGUACAAUUUGAACGUAGACCGUCUCAAAGAUUUGCCAGUCGUCAAUCGCAUUUGAUGCGCGAACGCCAAAAGGCGUCGCAGGAGAAUGCUGCCUCUGCUUUGGCUUCUGUGAAUGCUAGAGCAGCUGCUGCGGCCGCAGCAAUGGCUUCACCCUCUACCCAACCACCAUUGCCCUUAACGCCCGAUAAUCUAAAUGCAACCGUAGAUUCUAUUCUAUCUACAGCCACCGUUGACAAUCAACCCACCAUAAAUACCAUUACCCCCUCGCCUUCCAUUCAAACGGUUAUACACAAUACAUCUGUAUUUGAUGAUGCCAUAUGCGGAAGCUCAGUUCAUUCGGGAUCACAGAAUAAUGCCUGUGCAUCAUUAGGCCGAAAUUCGAUCAGAUCGAAUUCGAGUACUGAUGAUCCGGCGUACAGUAAGAUUGGAUCAUUGGGCAAAGCAGCUGGAUUAACUGUGAAAUUGGAUUCAGAAUGUGCUGGUGCUACAAAUAUUGCUCCCUAUUCUCCCAAUAAUAUCAAAAACUUUGAGGAAACAAAUCCGUUCCGUACCAACAUAUCUCACAAUGGUUCAUUUGGCAAGGCGUCCAUACAUUCGGGCCUAAGCAUUAAGAGUGGCUUGUCGGAUAAAGAUAAAGAGCUAGAUUCAUUACUAAAGUCCAUUGUUAAAGAUCCAUCCCCAUCAGUCUUAGCUACUGAGGCAAUUAACGAUGCUAACAGUAUCAGAGUAACUAUUAAUAAAACGUACGACAUGGAUCAUAAUACGGAAACGCUGAAACGGUUAUCAUCGACUUCCGAGAAGCCCAACAAUCAAGUGAAGUUGGCUAAUGUUGGAGCAGGUGCAUUACCACCUGGACAUAUUAAAUGCAAUAUUUUAAAAGCUCGAGUCGAAGAGGAGCUUGGAGCGAAUACAAAUGCAAAGCUGACGAAUCAAAUGUUUGUGCCUGCAGCUACAUCGAUAAAUAACAACAAUAACAACAUCAAUUGUAAUAGUAACAUAACGAACAACAUUAUACACCACAGCGAAGGACCGGACUCCAUCAAUGCCACCUACAUUUCAGUUGGGGGCGAUAAACUGACUUUGAGCAUAACGGAACAGAAGCCCACCACCACCGCCCUGAAUUCUGGUAAUAAUUUAUUUGGUUUAUCCGGCACGAGCACAAGCUCUAAUAGUAUUGGUCACAAUACCUCAACUACCACCACACCAACAUCUCCAUUUGCUAAUGCCACUUUUAUAUCAGAAUUCAACACCAACAGCACCCAUCAGACAUCAUCAACCACCACUUCUCCACCAAACUCUCUAACCAUUUUGAAUACCAUACCAUCGUCGUCGUCGUCCAAUCAUAACAACAAUAAUACUAGUAACACUACCACAAACAACAGCAGCACUGGCCCAUCUGCAAGCACAAUAACAAACAACACAUCGUCCUCAGCGACCAAUACUAAUGCCGAGACGACAGGUUCAUCGUCAACGUCAGCACAAACGAAAUGCACAACUCCCACACUAACAUCGACUACGGCGGAAAUGUUAAUAAAUGAGAUAUUCAUUAAUAAUAUUAUCAAUAACAAUGUAAAAGCCAGUACUGAGAUGAACAACAGCAGCGGCAAGCAAACAAACGGCCACAGCGAAGUCGAUUCGUCGCCGGCAUCCUUGUCUCGGUCGUCUACUAACAAUCCCACUCCAUCUGUGGGCACCCUAUUGUUUUCUACUUUAAGCGAACAGGAACGGCAACAGAAGCAACGCGAUGCCAUAAAUAAACAGAAUUCAAUGUAUGCUCAACAGGCGAGUGAAAAACCAGAAAGUUUUGCAGAUAAAAACAAGCCCUAUUCACAAAAACAAAACCUUCACAAUCAUGUCAUAACAACACAAAACGAUGCAAUGGUCUCACCAUGGUUGGUAUCCUCCGAAGUAGUGUCUGCGCCUAAAAGUAAAGAACCAACGAUCAUCAGAAAAUCUGUUAUUACAACACAGUUGUAAGACGAAUUUUAAUUUAUUCCCCCGUUAUUACAUUAUCUAUUUGACUAACUAUGUAUCUAUUUAAUUAUCUAUUUAUUUUUCUACUUAAACAAAAAGUGAUCAUGAGCAUAUAAUUCGUGUAAAGAUUUUAAUUUGUAUCUUCGAAACAACAAAGGCAAAGCACGUUUGCAACUGAGAAAGCAAUUUCGAAAGACAAUGAAUUUUCUUUUUAGAUUGAUAGAUAACUUUGAAAAAGUUAACUUUAGAUUAUAAGUGCCUUAAAUGCAGCUAUUGAAUUUUAUUCGAAACAAAUCUACUUAAAAUAAGUACUUAAACAUCCAUUCCAAUUUAAAUGGAAUCCCCCUACCCCUAAGCAAAAGUGACUUAUAUAUCAAAAUUAAUGAUUUACAUGGACCAUCGUUAGUAAAGGCAUUUAUUUUAUUAUGUGUAUCUUGAAUAUAUCUAUAUUUGUGUGUCUAUUCGAUAACAAUAACAAAACAACAUUCCAAUUUUUGAAUGUAACUUUGAUUCCUUCCAUUAAUGUGUAUUUUUUUUAAUUUACCUAAGUAGUUAAUGUCUUCUUGAAUAUUAUUUAAAUUGUAAGCAUUGUAUUUUAUACAUAUUUCCAUACAUACCGACACAUAAUGCAUAUGUUUUACCAUACACCAACUCACAACAAUACAUUACAAUGUAUUGAGUUGCCCCCCUCAAAAAGUAUUAUAUCCGAAAACGUAUCAUCGACGAAUAAACAAACAUACAAUACAAUCAAA